Messenger RNA from Oncorhynchus nerka (sockeye salmon), 3217 nucleotides. RefSeq lists its product as uncharacterized. The transcript is spliced from 2 exons. NCBI's taxonomy places the organism in Eukaryota, Metazoa, Chordata, Actinopteri, Salmoniformes, Salmonidae. The coding region runs from base 1354 to 2214 and encodes 286 amino acids. The record is from RefSeq and is a predicted model, not a curated record.
UUUGGUUACAAUGUUGUCAAGGAAGUUACUUAGUAGCUAUCUACAGCCACAACACUAGUGAAGCAAUAAACUAACGCAAUCAUCUAGCAUGAGAGACCAUGGUUGAGAAAGAGAGAGGAGACAAGUCACAGAAACUUGAUUGUGAAUCAGAGGACCGUCAGUAGGUGGAGACACUGUUCCCUCCUCACUUCUCCCUGUUGACUGGUGGUGGAGAACAAUAUCUGUGGGUCCAGGAAGGCUGGAGCCAUUAAGGUAACAGAGCCAUCAUCAUUACCCUCUUAAGAGGAGACUCUGUAGGCAGGACUUCUACAUGACUAUUCUACAGAUGGUACAACACAAAGAGGUGCAGCGAAGAAACGAGACACCAUUCCAGAAGAUCAUCAAGGAGGACUUGCAGAAGAAGGGAGGGGAGUUGAGCUCUGAUUAUGAGGGCCACAAUAAUUUUUAUUUUUUAUUUAACCAGGUAGGCUAGUUGAGAACAAGUUCUCAUUUCCAACUGCGACCUGUCCAAGAUAAAGCAAAGCAGUUCGACACAUACAACAGAGUUACACAUGGAAUAAACAAACAUACAAUCAAUAAUACAGUAGAAAAAUAUAUAUACAGCAUGUGCAAAUGAGGUAGGAUAAGAGAGGUAAGGCAAUAAAUAGGCCAUGGUGGCAAAGUAAUUACAAUAUAGCAAUUAAACACUGGAAUGGUAGAAUGUGCAGAAGAUGAAUGUGCAAGUAGAGAUACCGGGGUGCAAAGGAGCAAGAUAAAUAAAUAAAUACAGUAUGGGGAUGAGGUAGAUUGGAUGGGCUAUUUACAGAUAAGCUAUGUACAGGUGCAGUGAUCUGUGAGCUGCUCUGACAGCUGGUGCUUAAAGCUAGUGAGGGAGGUAAGAGUCUCCAGCUUGUGAUUUUUGCAGUUCGUUCUAGUCAUUGGCAGCAGAGAACUGAAAGGAGAGGCGGCCAAAGGAUCCAGGGGAGGACCGAGGCUGGGAAGGAGAGGUGGAGAGGAGUAGGUGUAUCUGGAACAUCCAGGACAUUGGGGUCCUGCGGAGGGCUAUCCGUGAGGUUGAGGAGGACAGAUGCAGGCUGAGGGCUAAGCUGAGUGAAGCAGUGGCAGAGGCCCAGAGGCAGGGGAAGAGAGGAAGUGUCUGCAGGGCCUGCUGGAGGAGCAGCUGACCUGGCCAGGCAGGAGGCUGCAUGGCCUGCCUCUCGGUUGGCACAUAAGCUAGCUCUACAGAGGAGACCAAGACUCAGCUGAAGGAGAGCCAUACACGUAAUUAUGCUGCCUUGGGAUUCCUGCGCAGGCACUUCAAUAACCCAUCAGAGGACACCAAGACUCAGCUGAAGGAGAGCCAUACACGUAGCUAUGCUGCCUUGGGAUUCCUGCGCAGGCACUUCAAUAACCCAUCAAGAGGACACCAAGACUCAGCUGAAGGAGAGCCAUACACGUAGCUAUUCUGCCUUGGGAUUCCUGCGCAGGCACUUCAAUAACCCAUCAGAGGACACCAAGACUCAGCUGAAGGAGAGCCAUACACGUAGCUAUGCUGCCUUGGGAUUCCUGCGCAGGCACUUCAAUAACCCAUCAGAGGACACCAAGACUCAGCUGAAGGAGAGCCAUACACGUAGCUAUGCUGCCUUGGGAUUCCUGCGCAGGCACUUCAAUAGCCCAUCAGAGGACACCAAGACUCAGCUGAAGGAGAGCCAUACACGUAGCUAUGCUACCUUGGGAUUCCUGCGCAGGCACUUCAAUAACCCAUCAGAGGACACCAAGACUCAGCUGAAGGAGAGCCAUACACGUAGCUAUGCUGCCUUGGGAUUCCUGCGCAGGCACUUCAAUAACCCAUCAGAGGACACCAAGACUCAGCUGAAGGAGAGCCAUACACGUAGCUAUGCUGCCUUGGGAUUCCUGCGCAGGCACUUCAAUAACCCAUCAGAGGACACCAAGACUCAGCUGAAGGAGAGCCAUACAUGUAGCUAUGCUGGCUUGGGAUUCCUGCGCAGGCACUUCAAUAACCCAUCAGAGGACACCAAGACUCAGCUGAAGGAGAGCCAUACAUGUAGCUAUGCUGCCUUGGGAUUCCUGCGCUGGCACUUCAAUAACCCAUCAGAGGGCACAACACAUACACUGACAGACAAGAAUGCACACUUUUUUUGUCCCAUUUUUAACAAACUCACAAAAACAUACUGCACAAAUGCUGUUUGUAAGGCAGGCCUUCAGUCCAACUAGCCUCUCAAUUACAUAUUGGUGGAAAUACUUUAUGCUGGAUUUCCUUACUGUAAUAAAAACACAAACAAAGAUGUCUUAAUUUUAUUUUUAUAUAUGCUUCCACACGUUCACCUUUUAAAAUAAAGCUAUGUACACAUUGUACACAUCUCCCACAGUAAAUAAAGAAAAUAAUAAAAAAAUUGGGGAAAAAGGAAGGCAACAGUGAAAAAGGUAAAGCACAACAUACAUUUUACAGUUCAAAUUCUGAAUCACCCAAAAAUAAUUUAGCCUUGACAAAUCUUGAUCAUUUUUGUAUGUUGUCAUUGAGUUAUUAUACUAGCCAAAUAACCACAAGUCUGAAAAUUAUCAGAAAUGUUUUGCUUUAUAUUUGAUUUCCUCCAAUAAAUUAUUCAGUUUAAAGUUUUGAUCAAACAUUAAUGCUUGGUCUACCACAAAACAGGUGCUCUGGAAUUCCUAUAAAUAACAGACUGUGGGCUGAUUACAGUGAACGGGAUUAAGCCUACAAUACUACUGGACUGAAUUGCACUUUUGGUAAAAAGUCCUGGAAUAGUUCAUAUGUAUUCCAUUCAAGGUUUAUCUAUAUUCAAUAAAUCACAUUUGCAGUUAAUAAUUUAAUCUGGGCCUGUGAAGUUGGCGUUUUUUGGGACUUGAAAUACAUUAUUCCCCCCCCCCUCAUCAGUGCUCGACGUGGGCAGGAGCUAACCGGAGUAUAGUGCCAGCACCUCAAGUUUUCUACUGCUUGAGCUCCUAUACCUCCACAUACAUGGACUUCCCAAUCAAAUUGCAAUUCUGAAAGUAAGGCAACAUUCAUACUUGUGUGUCCUCUUAUUCAAUAUGAAUUGAAAUUUGAGGCACCCAACUAAUACAUUUCGCUGGAAGAUUCUGUUUUUCCCCUUAAAGAAAACCAGGUCCCACUCCCUGUUGAAGUUAAAACAAAACCAUUGACAUAUUUAGCAUGUAUAAUACAAACCACUGCUCUUUGUCCAAAAUAUAUUGUCAAGGA